Molecule: messenger RNA, 306 nt
Organism: Saxophila tyrrhenica
Lineage: Eukaryota; Fungi; Ascomycota; Dothideomycetes; Mycosphaerellales; Extremaceae
Exons: 2
Coding region: 1-306 (101 amino acids)
Source: RefSeq, a predicted model, not a curated record
AUGGCCGUCCAGGGCGAUCAUUCUUCCAUCAAUGGCUCGCACGGCUCCUUACGACACAGGAAACGCCAUACAGUGCCGAAAAAUGCACCUUUCGCCGGCCGCAUUGGCGGUAACCAGGCCUUCAUUGCGACAGAUGAUUCCCAAGAGUCUGAGGAGAUACUGAAAAAGCAGCCUGAUGCCGCGCCAUUAUCCAGCCUGAGAGACUCGCUUGAUCCUCGUGGCUUCUUCAUCGUCGAUACAUGGCGACAAGCGGCCAUAGAAGCAUGGGGUGAGGUCGAUCCUAUGGAUCUGGAGAUGCCGAGCUGA